CGACACUCUGGCAAAGGUGGUCAACAGUCAUGGCGGCCGAGUCCUGUCAUUUCCUUGCCGUGUGUCACGUUUUUCAGGCCGGCGGCAUUCUUGGGUGGCCGACAGCCUCUCCAAAUCCAUGACUGAAGUAGAAGGUUCUCCAGGUUAUAAGUUGAUGUCUCUACAGUGUUUCUUCAGGUCAUCUACUUCAAGGGAGAAUGAAACCAAUUCUUCCCAAAUGCUCUGGUGCAUCACAAAUGCAGGGCAUAUAUACCUCCCCGCGGACAACCAUCAUCCUUGCUCAUCCAGCAGCAGCAGCCCCAGCUGUGCCCUUGGGAACCCCCCUCUCCAGCUCACUCAUCUUGCCUGCCCCACCCACCUUCAGCAUUACUCUGGCUGCUCAUCAAGCUCCUCAACCAACCCCUGUCAUCCUACCAUUAACCAAAACCACUGCAUCAUCUAGCAGUGGUCAGAUUCAGUGUGCACUGAUAGCACCCAAAAACUCUCUUCCGAUAGUGGGCCUGAAGGACCAGCAGUCAUCUUCAGUAUCCAUUAAAGGGAAUGGUUUCAAAAGGGAUUCCUGUCAAAGAACUAAAGGGAAAGGAGAUGGUAGACUUAAACAGAAAAAUUCAAAUUUUGAAACCCCCAUCUUGCCCAAGAGGCCUCAGUCAGAGCCAAAGACUGUGAUAUUUCUGCCCUCUGCUCCUGACAGGAAGACAUCAGAGCUGGCUCCCCCAGUUCUAGUCCCGGGGUGUUCUCUUGUAAUCACUGGCGAUGCAUACCCCCAGACAACUAUAAGAGGAAAAAGCAUAUCUAGAAAUGUGAAGAGUGUAAGUGAAGAAGAAAAGUUUAAUGAAGUUAAUGAUAUGCAUCAAGAAAAAAGUUUGCAAGUCAAACAUAAACCCCCAAAAAGAUAUAGAAACAAAACAAAAACUUCUUGGUUAAAGUUACUGAAAAAGAAAAAUGUAGAUGGCCAGAGCAGUGAAUCAAGUGCAACUAGUAACUUCAUGUCAUCAUAUGCUGAUGCAAAAAGUGUGAGAGAAGAUUCAUCUUUUUUAGCAAGAGAAAGUGUCGGUUCUACAUAUAUAUCAGAGGCGCUCAGUUUGCGCCAAUCAGGCCAUGUACCUGGUCAGCAAGAUGUUCCGCACCAUCCCCCACCACCUUAUCCACAAAAUUCAGGGGCCAAAAGAGUUGAUUCCAUUGCAGAACAAACCAAGACUAAGAAAGGAAUUCAGGCCAGAAAGGCUCAGAAUGAUACUCCAGAUCCAUCAACAUGUGGACUUAGACUACUUCACAUUAAGAGAAAAAAAUGUGAAGGGAAGAACAAAAGGCAUUGUGUUGCUGAAGAAUUUUCUCAUGAAACAAACAAUUUAUCAACACCUAAAAUUAGAUCAGAUUCUUCCAGUAAUAGUAAUAGUAGUAGUUUGAGUAAUAAUCACAUGCCUUUGUAUUCAUCUUCAGCUACAAGCAUUCAGCCAUUUCCAGCAACCAGUUCUACAUCAAGUCUUUCACAAACAGUAGGAAAGAUUUCUUUAUCUAAUACAGCUGAAACCUCAUCUUGCCCUUCACCUGGUGUACAGUCUCAUCCUCCACACAGCAAGAACAGAAACAGUACACCAUCUGUUUAUGAAUCACACACAAAUCAUAAAGGCCCACCUCAUGAUGGCCAUUAUUCUUUUUCCACAUCAUCUUCCACCACUCUUGAGGCCCAGGCUUCACACACCACACCUGUAAAGUCUUCCCCAAAGAAGUCUUGUGAAUAUUCUUACCUUUUACAACCCAAUUCUCCUGGUAUUUGUGUAUCUGUAGUUCCUCCAAUAUCCUCACAGUCUUCUGGAUCGUCUUCCACACAGUCUGUCCCCCACACUUCAUACUGCUCACAAACACCUGUUGUUACUAAUCCCUCACAGUCCUCUAUUUGUUCAUUGCCAUCUCUGUAUUCAGAUGCACAUGAUGCCAGUUCCUCAGCUCUGCCCUCCAGUGGUGGUUUAUCUUGUGAACCCAAAUCAGGAGUUGGAACUGUGUUACCACCAGCUAGUCUCCAUUUUAGUCAAAGCACACAACACUCACAGGCUUCCUUUUCUCCUCACUUAGAUAUUGGUGACCAAACUCAAGGCUCAACCUUUUACAGUCAGUCUCAGCAGUGUACUUCAAUUUUACCUUCAGUGUUACAUAGUCAUCCCCCAAACACAUCAACAGAAACUAAUUUUACCAGUUCAUCCCCAUUUUUAUCAUGCAUGUCCUCUCGCAAUCAGACUUUAGAGCAAAAAGUUUCUUCACAUUCAGAUUCUCCCCAGCAAAAUGCCUAUCCUCUGCAACCUACAUCUUACAUGGAGUCCCCUCAGCUGAUUUCAUUUAAGCCCCCUCAGGCAGCAUUAAUGAAUUCCCCACAGCCACCAUCAUACACACAGUCUUCAAGGUCAUCAGUUUACUCACGGCCAGCAGAGGCAGCUUUAAAUGCUAUAUCUUACCACUUGAGUUCUUGUGUUCAUCCGACUCCUUCAGCAGUACGAAGUCAAUGUAUUCAUCCCCAGUACAUAAAGAACCCACAUUCAAAUCAGAGUCCCACCUCAGAGCAACAUGCAUCUUACCUUCAGCCAACACAAUCUCUUUCCCUAAGUAAUGUGGGUGAGCAUAAAGUUGAGCCUGACCACAAUUCCCAAGGGGUGUCUUUUUCCUCAGCCUACACUUCCUCUUUCCAUCCUUCACCACAAGGACAACACCAAACACAACCCCCUCAGAUCCCCUCUGUGUCAGUGGAGAAUGUGUCAGCAAUAGCAAUGUGUAAAGAUAAUUCACAAUCACCUAUUCCUCCUCCAUAUGCUAUUUCUGGCAUUGUACCAUCAUCUUCUCAGUAUUAUUCAGACUCUCCUACUGUGUCUUACACAUCUGAGAGAGCCAGUACUGCUUAUGAUUCACAUUACUCCAGCCAAGGAAAAUUAAGACCAUCAUCAUCAUCGUCCUCAUCACUAGGUGUCAGUUCAUCCCACAUUAUUUUUGAAAGAUCACUGAGUCCUCCAUCUUACGAAGCACAUCUUAAGAACUCUGCCUCAUACAUUGCUUCAAGUGGUAGCACACAAAUAUCUCAAGAUAAUUUACAGCAUAGAUGUCACCACACAUCCCCAACAAAUUAUUACUCAUUUUCUUCUCAGAUUGUACAUGGUCAAAGAACCCAGUCCUUACAUGAAGAUGCCAAAAAAAGUAUAAACUCCAACUGUUCAUCUUCCUCUCCUCUCCUUUCCUUGCCUCCACCUCCUAGAUACAACUAUAGCCAAGAGCUAACUCCUGAAGAUCACCACAUAGAUAAUUCACUCAUAGCAGACAUUGCCCAAGGGACUUACAAUUAUGACAUUGAAGAAUCAUCAGAGUCUUAUUUUCCUGCCACUACUACAGAUACACCACUCCCUCUCCUAUCUGAAAAUCAAGCUCAGCCAUCAAGCAGUACAGAGUACAGGCCCAGCAACAGUCACAUCAACAUCCACGUUGCUCCUCAAGAUGUGCAAGACAGUAAUGGCGUCCAAGCAAGACAGCAGAGCUCUCAAAGCCGAAUACUCAUAUAUCCAUUAGGGAGAGAAGAAGCACCAUGCAAGAAUAGUGAUCAAGAUGAUUUAGUCUUCUCUAACUGGAGUAGUUUAACCCAAAGCACAGAACACGGUGAUAAUCUACGAGUAGAGAAACUAUGGUUCAUACCUCAUCAGGAGCAGAACCAUGUAUACAUGAAGGAGUCAGCCAAAUAUUCAUCAAAUGAUCAAGGUCUACAAUCAACAAAGGAUUUAAUGUUAAAGAAGUUUUGGAUCGAAGAGGAUGAGCCAAUUGCAGAAGAAAUAAUUUCAUCACUGCCAUGUAGUAGGCCCCAGCAGCAGGAACAAAUGGUGAAAGACCUGGAGGAAAAAGCCACCCUCCCUCAGUGCCCAUCUCCUCAGUACCCUAUGUCCAAAAAAAAUAAAACAAGACAAAUGCUUUGCCAGAUUUGUGGGAAGAUGUUGAAGGGCCACAAGAGCCUGAGAUCUCACCUGAACAGUCACUACAACAUUCAGCCUCACUCCUGCCCCACCUGCGCCAAGAAGUUCACCACCCGCAGUGUCCUGGUGGAGCACCUUCGAAUACACUCUGGAGAAACACCUUACCUGUGCAGUUUUUGUAGUGCAGCCUUCAGAACACGGUCUGGCCUCUUGAAACAUAGAAGUAUGCACACCAGUGCCCGUCCAUUUGAGUGUUCCAUGUGUUCAAAGAAAUUUAAAACAAAAUUGGUGCUACAGCAGCAUAUGAAGCUUCAUCUUACUGGUAUAUUUACAUGUUCUGACUGUGGAAAAACCUUUGAGAGGCACAGGUCCUUGGCUGUCCACAAAGCCUUCCAUCAUCACAAGUCUCAGAGGUUCAAGUGUCCUCACUGUCCCAAAGUUUACCACUUUCAAAGCUUGCUCAACCAACAUAUGCAGCUGCAUUCCAGUGUUCAGAAACAUAUCUGCACUGUGUGUGAUAGGUCCUUUGUGUGGCGGAGCGGUUUGGUUGCUCACAUGAAAACCCAUUCAACUUCCCGUCCCAAGUGUAAUAUUUGUGAUAUGUGCUUUGCUUCAGAAAAAAGGCUCAAGUCCCAUUACCAACGCCAUACUAACCAAAAACCUCACCAAUGUAAAGUUUGUGGCAGAAAUUUUCCAUAUGCCUAUCGUUUGGCUUCACAUUCUCUAAUACAUGAAGAGCACAAGGAGUAUAGAUGCAAAACAUGUGAUAUAGUAUUUACUAAUGCAAAAAAGUUUAGAAAACACUUAGUGACUCAUAAAAAAGAGCAAAAAAAUUGUGCAGUGUCUGGAACCAUUGAAGGUCAUAAAUCUGUAUUAUGAUGCAAUUUAGUAAAUCCACCACCUUAUAUACCUGCAUGUAAAAUUGUUGCCUGUGCUACUGUGGCUGACGAAGUUGACCAUGUGUACGAAAUUAAGAGAGGUGCUCCAAUACUCCUGAGUAAAGGGAUUGUAGAUUUCAACAAUGGGAGGAAGGGAACAUUCUGACACUCUUGAUUGUCCAUUGGGUCUCAGUUCAUGUAAAGAGGAGGCCUAUACUACACAGAACUACAAAAUCUUGGCUGUGAUUAGAGAUAUUGCACAUUUACUGAGUUUACCAAGUGCUUUCUUUGCAUAUGUGUAGUGAUGAUGAAUUAUUUGUGAAAAGCAGUGAAAGGGUACAUUUGUAAGUUAACCUGUAUCUGCAUCAACCCAUUUGUAUCCAACUCAAUAAUUUUUGUUCAUGUGUGAAUUCAUUAGAUUAAACUCACCAGAUGUAACGAAUGAAUACUCAGUCAAAGUAUCAAGCUGAACAUCAAAAGAACUGAUGCAGUUGCAGCAAAGCUAACAAAAACACCCUCCCACAGGCAGGCAGGCAGAGGACCAGGUGGAGAGAUGAAAUAGGAGCAUUUGCAGGAACUGGAUUGAGUAUAAAUAUCAUAUAAGAGAUGGAGAAUGUUGGGAGAGGCCUUGGUCCUGUAGUAGAAUAUACACCUGCCCCGCUGUAUUUGUGAGUUCACUACUUGCAGAUUUGCAGUCACAAAUUUCUUCCAAAAUACACAAAGGUGGCCACAAAGGAAUAUUCAAGGUGCCAUUCCAUACAUCAUGGUCCACCCAUUGACAAUUUGUCUAUUCCCAAGGAAAGGACAAUGUCUACAUGCCUAAAGCAGCAUGAAAUACCAUAAGUUGCAUUAUUCAUCAGCUAUACAUACUAUAAACUACUAUAAUUUAUGUAUAUUUCUUGUCCAUAAAAUUUCACUCAAUUAUUGGGUACUCAACAUGAAGUCCCUGCCAUUUUCUUUUUCUACAGGUGCUUAAGCAUAUACCAUGCAAAUAAUUUACUAAUGAAUACUUCCCUCCAUAGGAAUCUGGUAUUAAAAAUAUGGAAUGGGUUAUAAAAACUGGAUCAAAACUACAAGCAGCAGUUCAGCUGAUAGACAUAAUAAACAAGCAUGCAUGUUGGUGGUAGGGUUGGGCAGGUACCUCUAUUCUACUGGUAUUAACAGUACUGGCUCUUUGACACAGUAAUGGUACCAGUACUGGUGGGCACCACCAGUGCAAUAUUCAGUAUUCUUGAUUCUGACAAUUCAUCAUAUGCACAUUCAUAAUUAUUUGUGUGAGUAUGAUGACGUCAGUAUCAAGAAUACUGAAAGCUGCAUUGGUAGUACCCACCAGUUUUGGUACUGCGCAGUUAAGCACCUAAAGUUGAAGAAAAUGGCAGAGACUUCUUGGUGAGAACCCAACAUUUAAGAGACCUUAAAGACUAUAUAUUCG
Eriocheir sinensis (Chinese mitten crab) is the source of this 6251-nucleotide messenger RNA. RefSeq lists its product as uncharacterized. The coding region runs from base 198 to 4820 and encodes 1540 amino acids. The transcript is spliced from 6 exons. NCBI's taxonomy places the organism in Eukaryota, Metazoa, Arthropoda, Malacostraca, Decapoda, Varunidae. The record is from RefSeq and is a predicted model, not a curated record.